CAACAGUAUGAAAUAAUUAUUCCUUCAUAUGCAGCAUGGUUUGACUUAUCUUCGAUACACCCUAUUGAGAAACGUGGAUUGCCAGAAUUCUUCAACAACAAGAAUAAAUCAAAAAUACCUACAGUAUAUAAAGAAAUUCGAGACUUUAUGGUGAAUACAUAUCGAUUAAAUCCUAUGGAGUAUCUGACAGUAACAGCUUGUAGGAGAAAUAUGACAGGAGAUGUAUGCGCUAUUAUACGUGUACAUGCAUUUCUGGAACAAUGGGGUCUAAUCAAUUAUCAGAUGGAUCCAGCAGCAAAACCGACCAUUAUUGGUCCACCAUUUGAAGGGCAAUUGAAAGUAGUAGCAGAACUACCAGCAGCUCUUCAUAAACCAGUCAGUGUAGACGAUAGUAUUGAUGAUGGGAAGGAAAAUGUCUAUAAUCCGCCGCAGCUUACUAAGAGCUUUGCUGCAUCUCCUACCGACAAUAAGAUCACGACUCCUAGGACAGUAGACACAGCAGCAAAGAUAUAUGAGGAAAAGAAACAAAUGGGAAAAUGUGAAUCAUGUCAAUGUCAAAUCUCAUUGAGAGAAAGUUACCAAUUUAAAAAUACAGAGAGAUUUGUUUGCUCAUCAUGCUAUGGUAGUAAGAAAUUGAUAAGUCAUACUGCGGAAGAGGAUUACAAAAAGAAAGGUUUAGAAGAAAAAGAGCGAAAAUUUGUGGAAAAGAAGAACUGGACUGAACAAGAAGAAAUGCUGUUGUUGGAAGGCCUGGAAAUGUUUACAGAUUGGGAAAAAGUAGCUCAACAUGUGGCCACCAAAACAAAAGACGAAUGUGUUUUGCACUUCCUGAAGUUGCCUUUGGUUGAUCCACGCGUGGAUAGCAAAAUAAGAGAACUGGGAUUAUUGGAUUUUAAUAAAAAGGAUGAUGUAGAGAAUCCUAUCAUGUCGGUAGUGGCAUUCUUAGCUGCCAAUGUGAAUCCUAAAGUCGCAGUUUCCUCUUUGAACGACGACGAACAUAACAACGAAAAAAUGACUGCCACUAUUGCUGAAAAGAAAGUAACGGAUGAAGAGAUGAAAGAAAAGAACGAAGUUGAUCUAUUGGAAACAAAAUAUCAUCUCAUCAAAACCAAAAUGGAACAAUUUAAAUCAAGAAUUUCCCAAUAUGAAGAAAUCGAAAGCUUCCUUGCCGACCAACGACGACAACUUGAAAGAGAAAGA
Molecule: messenger RNA, 1200 nt
Organism: Mycotypha africana
Lineage: Eukaryota; Fungi; Mucoromycota; Mucoromycetes; Mucorales; Mycotyphaceae
Product: SWIRM domain-containing protein
Exons: 3
Molecular function (GO): protein binding
Source: RefSeq, a predicted model, not a curated record